Aureobasidium uvarum is the source of this 1451-nucleotide messenger RNA. NCBI's taxonomy places the organism in Eukaryota, Fungi, Ascomycota, Dothideomycetes, Dothideales, Saccotheciaceae. The record is from the annotation of a GenBank genome assembly.
CAUUCGUUGCAAUCAUGUCCGAUCACGACAAGAAAGCCCAGCCAGAUCCCUACGUCAAAGAACGGAUCUCUCCAGCUUCGACCGCAGAUCUAGACGCCAGCUACGAAGCCUACAAAAGCUAUGAGGGCUCGCCAAUUGACUCGGCCGAAGUGAAGAGAGUACUCCGAAAGAUCGAUAUGCGGAUCGUUCCCAUCCUUUUCGUCGUCUACCUCCUCCAAUACCUCGACAAGAACUCGUUAAACUUUGCCGCUGCUACUCCUGGCUGGGGUCCAUCUUCUAUUUUGGAUAUCUCUAGGGCCAAUUCCCUGGAGGUUGCUUGUUGCAGAAAUUGCCCAUUGCGAAGUUUCUUGGUACCACGACUAUCAGUGAGUGUCUGGGGCAUCAUCCUGAUCACCACACCGGCAUGCACCAACUUCUCUGGAGUAGCAACGAAUCGCUUCCUACUAGGUACCUUCGAGGCUGUUGUGAACCUUGGAUUCGUGCUCAUCAUGGUUUUCUACCANGGCAUGUGGUGGACCGCUGCCGAACAACCCCUCCGUCUCGAAGCAUACUACUGCACCAACGGCAUAGCAACCAUGAUCGGUGGUCUUCUAGGCUAUGCUAUCGGUCACAUAACCACCGGCUCUCUCGAACGCUGGAUGUACGUAUUCAUCAUCUUCGGCAGCAUCAGUAUCGUCUGGGGCAUUGUGGUGCUCGUGUUUCUUCCCGACAUUCCCUCGACCGCAAAGUUUUUGACCGAGCGAGAAAGAUAUGUUGCGGUGGAGAGAGUGGCCAGUAACAGACAAGGAGUCAAGAACACCCAUUUCAAGAAAUAUCAAUUGGUGCAGACAUUACAAGAUCCAAAGACUUGGAUCUUAUUUAUUGUGGCUGUGGGUGCUCAGGUGCCUAACUCUGCUAUCACGAGUUACUUGCAAAUACCNUUUCAAUUCAUCGCUCUCCUCGGCGGCGGUUUCAUCUGCUCGCGUUACCCAAAUUCCCGCUGCAUCGUCAUGAUAGUCGCAAACUGCAUUUGUAUCCUUGGAGCCGCCAUGCUUGUUGGUCUCCCUUCCAGCAACAAGUGGGGUAGAUUGGUUGCCUUGUGGUUAUGCUAUUUCCAAGGGUUGGGAUUCAGUAUGAGUUUGACCAUGGUGAGCAGUAAUGUGGCUGGAUAUACGAAGAAACAGUGUACAGGCACGAUUUUGUUUGUGGGGUACUGUGUGGGCAAUAUCAUUGGACCUCAGACUUUUAGGGAUAGUGAAAAGCCUGGCUACCACAGCGCUUAUAUCGCCAUGUUGGUGGGCUAUGUGGUCAAACUCGGCAUGGUUGUUGUUCUAUACAUCUACAUGUAUACAGCAAACAAGAAACGGGAUCGCGAGGCUGGACAAAUGUCUGUGGAGGAAGAGAGGUUAGCUAUUGAGCAAGGCAUGCAAGAUCAGACCGAACUUGACAACAAAGGGUUUAGAUAUACUCUA